AUGCUCGUGAAACUGGAGUCAAAAACUUUUCUUAAGUCAACUUCACAGUUCAGGUUUUUGAUUUCAGUGAAGAACGCGACUAAAAUGGCUUUUAGGAGGAGAAACAAGAGCUAUCCGUUCUUCAGUCAAGAAUUUCUCAUUCAGAAUCAUGCUGAUAUCGUCUUUUGUUUGGUGGUUUUGAUUUUGAUCGGGUUGAUGUUUGAGGUGACUUCAAAAACAGCCUUCCAGUUCAUUCUUCCCCAGUAUAACACCAGCAUUCAAACACCAGAUGGCGAGGUAUCAUUCUAUCAUUAUGGAUGGAGAGACUGUUUCGCAAUCAUUUUCUACAUAUUUAUCACUCUUAUUCUGCAUGCAGUUGUACAAGAGUAUAUUCUAGAUAAAAUUAACCGAAGGCUUCACCUUUCCAAGAGUAAACAUACCAAGUUCAAUGAAUCAGGGCAGCUGAGUGUAUUUCACUUAGUGUCCUCCUUAUGGUGUCUCUACAUUCUAAUAACGGAGGGUUAUAUCUCAGAUUUGACCAGCCUCUGGGAGAACUACCCUCACAUACAAUUAAGAUUUCAAGUGAAGUUUUUCUACCUCUGUCAGCUGGCAUACUGGCUACAUGCAGUACCAGAAUUGUACUUUCAGAAAGUACGGAAGGAAGAAGUUCCUCGGCAACUUCUCAUUAUCGGUCUUUAUUUGUUGCACAUUUCAGCUGCUUAUCUUCUCAAUCUCACUCGACUAGGUCUAGUACUGCUAUUCUUACAGUAUAUUUCAGAGCUGGGCUUUCAUGUUGCAAAACUUUUCUACUUCACAGAUGAGAGCCACUGCAAACUGUUCAACAUUUGGGCAGUGGCAUUUAUUUUGACAAGGCUUUUCAUUCUUACUUUAUCCGUGUUGGUAGUGGGGUUUGGUCUGGCGAGAGUAGAGGUUCAAGGGUUCAGUCUAGAGACAGGCAACUUUAAUACAUUGCUUAUAAGAAUGGUGGUGCUUCUAGUUGUUUGCUUCACUCAAGCAUGGCUUCUUUGGAAAUUCAUUCAUUUUCAAUUGCGUCGCUGGAGGGAGUACUGUCAAGAGCAAGCGGCUCGUAAACGAGCAAAGCAGCAGGUUAAAGCUAUCAAACGAGAAACUGGAUACCAUGAAAAUGGAGUAGUCAAGCUGGAGAAUGGCACCUCUCCCAGGCCCAAGAAAAUGAAAUCUCCUUAAACCGAGGAUAUUUGCAGUUUUGGAUUUGAAAAUAAUGGAUAAGGAUCACGGUUUUAGCCAUGGCGGUGCUGAAUGCAUGAUAAAGAUAAUGAAAGUGCUGAAAUAUCAGUGCACUGCAUACCAGAUGAGAUCAGCAGUAAUGUACUGUGUACUUCUUACAGUCUCUCCAGUGACCAGAACUCUUCAAAAAUGGUCUCACAUCCCACAAAAGUCUUCCAAGCAGUGGUGCAAACUUACAUGAAAGUACAUCUGUCAAGAUGGCAAUUUAUGCCUUAUUUGCCCAAGGUGUGCUGUAGGACUGUGCUCUUGUUGGACCUUUAUUUCCAUUAAUAAGUUUUCCCAUAUCACUGCUUUAUAAUUGUUUAUCUGGCUACUGGAAAGCUGUGCCCUGCCAAACUGACAUUGCUCUGGUCUAUAAUUGCACUCAGUUAUCACUUGCACAAAAUAUGUUUGGCAUCAGGCAAGCGGCCAUCGGCCUAUUCCUAGUGUGGGGAAAUUUUGAGCGAUUGUUUUAGACAUAAUACCAUUGUCUUUUGGAACUGAAGGAACAGUGCACAAUUUGAAAAUGGAUGGCUAAUAACAAAUAAAAAUGAAUCUAACUGGAUGGCAUUGAAUCUGUAACCACAUGGUUCUCUGAUUUAAACCAUCAGACCUCCUACCUCACAGUCAAUCUUUUUCCAUUCAGCAUCCCUCACCUCUUAGUGCUUAUUAUAUGCUAGUUAGGGUAUAUUUUGAUCUGCUCUCCAUUGCAUUUAAACUUUACUUUUUUUGUAUUCCUUUGCCUUAAUAUUAUAUUUCACUGCUUUUCUUCACAUUGCUUAACUUGAUGAUGAAGAGUUGUGUCCACUUCCUUCACUGGUAUUGCACAGUUGUUGUUUAUCUGAAGUUCAAUAUAAAAUAGCACAUUUUAAUGUAUAAUUCACGCUGCCCUAUAACAUGUUUUCAUUAUUUACUUCACUGGUUUUCUUGCUUCCUGUCACCUCACCAAGUAGUUGUUAAGUACAUUCCCUCUGGUAUGUUGAAAAGGAAUACCCAAUCUGUAUGUCUUUUUUUAUUUGUGAUCUUUUAUUACAGGUAAUCGGUAUCCUUAAAAUACAAGCGUUUUGAGUGGGGAACCAUUUUGCUUGUGAAGUUGUUAGUAAGUAAUGCUUGUAAUUUCAUUACACAGUUUUAACUAUAGAGGCAUGCUUUGAAUUUCUGCUGAAAGAAAGCCUUUAUACUUCGACAAUGCCUGUGUCUUUUACUGGUUCAGUUUUUUAGUUCUGAGAUCAAAGACUUUUUCAUUGCCAUGUACUUUAUUGCUCUGGAACUAUAAAGAUGGUGCCUUAUUUUGUAAACCAAAAAGUGUUACUAAACUGUUGUACUGUUUUGAAUUCUGAAUGUGAAAUAUAAGGUGUAAGUUAUUGGUAGUAAAUUUUAUGUCAGUUUUGAGGUUUUAAACACCUUUAAGUGUAGACCACCUGUAGGUGUGCCUGACUUUGAUGUGACUGAUAAUCCAGGACACUGAAGUCGGACAUCUUACUUUUUUCAGUAUCUCAACCGAGAGGUGUUUCUGAAACAUCAAGUAGAAGAUUUAAACCUUCAGGCUGGAUUGAAUGAUUUGUAUAGCGUAAUGCCACUUUAGACUUUCAUUCAUCUUGUUUUUCAGUCCAGUUGUUUGAAAAGCAAAAGCCUGCAUAGUUUCUAAUAGUUACGAGAAAGUGAUCAUUUUUUUUGCAGCAGUUAGAUGCUGUUUAUAAUUUACGGACCAAAAUGUUUCAUUAAAAAGACAAAUAAAUAUGUACAGUAUAUAUUCAA
Molecule: messenger RNA, 2982 nt
Organism: Erpetoichthys calabaricus (reedfish)
Lineage: Eukaryota; Metazoa; Chordata; Cladistia; Polypteriformes; Polypteridae
Gene: tram2
Product: translocation associated membrane protein 2
Biological process (GO): SRP-dependent cotranslational protein targeting to membrane, translocation; protein insertion into ER membrane
Cellular component (GO): endoplasmic reticulum membrane
Source: RefSeq, a predicted model, not a curated record